AUGGCGGAUAGCAAGCGCCAGAGUGUCGGUGGCAAGACACAGAGCCAGCAAUCCGGCGGCUCUCCGACAGCUAUGAUUCCCACGGAGGAGGCAUUGAGCAAGGCAAUCGGCGGACGUAUACGGGUCACAACCGCUGCCCCCAACGCCUCGACUCUCGAAGGUACCUUGUUCACUGCCUGCCCCAUCACCAACCUCGUUGCGAUCAACACAUCGAACCAAUCAUCAAGCCCCACAAGUGCCCAGCAGGCCGGCGAUUUCCAUAUUAUACCCAUCUCUCGCAUCCAAUCCUUCCAACUUAUUUCUCUCGCGCCGUCCAGCUCUGACGGUGUCUCUUUCACAACCGCCUCCCCUUCAAUCCACGCGCUUGACACGCGUGCCUUGAAGUCUCGUGAGGCCGCUGCAAUCACCAAGGUAUUAGAGGGCGAAACCCGACGGGGCAAGGGCGUGACGCGGGAAGCGCAGGAUAUCUUCGAUGCAUUCAGCCGCACUAUGCCUGCGAGAUGGGAUGGCACUAGUAUCGUGAUUGCAGACGCAGUGGUGAUUUCCAAACCGUAUCGUGUCGACGACUGCAAAGCCCUAGUUGCAGGGGACUCCGCAGCCUUGACUCGCGUUCGCAAGGUGUUGGAAAUGGAGCGCAAGAAGAUCGAGCUUCGCAAUGCUAGUACUACAAUCGGUAACACCAACCAUUUUACUCGCAACGCCGCCCAGAAUAAAGAUCGUGUCGCUGUUCCCGGCCGCCUUGAUUCUCCCACCCCAAGGAAAGGGGGCUAA
Molecule: messenger RNA, 771 nt
Organism: Talaromyces proteolyticus
Lineage: Eukaryota; Fungi; Ascomycota; Eurotiomycetes; Eurotiales; Trichocomaceae
Product: anticodon-binding domain-containing protein
Exons: 3
Coding region: 1-771 (256 amino acids)
Source: RefSeq, a predicted model, not a curated record